Molecule: messenger RNA, 297 nt
Organism: Penicillium daleae
Lineage: Eukaryota; Fungi; Ascomycota; Eurotiomycetes; Eurotiales; Aspergillaceae
Exons: 1
Coding region: 1-297 (98 amino acids)
Source: RefSeq, a predicted model, not a curated record
AUGGCCCCAGAACCUAUCUUCUCCUCUCCACCCACGAUUCAUCCCGGGGAUUCCAAUGAUCGCUCUCUGCGCGUGGUUAGUUCGCGACCUCGACCACAAUGCUGGGAGCACGGGUGCGAGGGUCGUGAGUUUUCAACAUUCAGCAAUCUACUGCGACACCAGCGCGAGAAAUCUGGCGUCGUCGCCAAGGCAGAAUGCCCCGUUUGCGGAGCCGUGUUUACUCGCACGACGGCACGAAACAUCCACGUUGCGCAGGGCAAGUGCAAGGGCACGGGGCGAGAAUCUUCGGCGGAAUAA